This is a messenger RNA of Paramuricea clavata, 665 nucleotides long. The record is from the annotation of a GenBank genome assembly. Lineage: Eukaryota; Metazoa; Cnidaria; Anthozoa; Malacalcyonacea; Plexauridae.
AUGAAAACAGACUUCAUAAAAUUUCAUUCAAAAUGCCGAGAAAUUACGGUAUUUGCACAUCCUUUGGAUGCCAUAGAUGACGAAGAAUUUGCUCUGUUGUACGAUGCAACUAAGCCAAAGAGCCAUAGAGUACCAUUUUGGCGUUACCAAAGCUUUGAUAUAGAUAAAAUGACAGAUGAUGAAUGUUUGGCAGAGUUUCGAUUAUUCCGAAAUGAUAUUUACAACCUUGUAGAUAUACUGGAAUUGCCUGUUGAUAGAAAAUGUUAUAAUGGCCUGAAGAUCGAUAACAUUGAGGGACUGUGUAUUUUCUUGAAGAGGUUUGCAUAUCCUUGCAGAUAUGUAGAUAUGGUCCAUAGAUUUGCAAGACCUGAACCUCAGUUGUGUAUGAUCUCGAAUCAAGUUCUGAAUAUAAUUCAUGAACGAUGGCAGAAUUUACUCACUGAUUUUGACCAGGGCUGGUUGCAGCCAGAAAACUUAGAAACUUUUGCCGCAGUUAUACACCGGAAGGGUGCAGCUCUAGACAACUGCUGGGGUUUUAUCGAUGGGACUGUUCGGCCUGUUGCACGACCUGGUCGAUUUCAACGUAUGCUUUAUAAUGGACACAAGAAAGUCCAUGCUAUCAAGUUUCAAUCUGUUGCAACCCCUUCAGGCAUGAUAGCUAAUCU